AUGAGCUCCAACACCUCGGUUUGGUCUGCUGUGCGCGCAGAAUGGCGUGCCAUCGGUAUCUGUCUCUUUAUCACCAUCGGGGCCAUUCAGUUUGGCUUUGACUCCUCCUACUAUUCAGGAAUCCUCGCGAUGGAGCCAUUCAUCGAAGCAUAUGGACACUACGACUCUUCAAUAGGGACUUAUAUUAUGUCUUCAAGCAUCCAAUCCUUGACCACUAGCAUCAUUAAUGUUGGCGAACUUAUCGGGGCUGUCUCAUCCUACAUAGUAGGUGACCAUCUUGGCCGUCGCGGAGGGCUGUUUGUCUCCAGCUUCAUGGUUGUGCUGGGAGUUAUUUUCCAGACAGCAAGUCACUACCUCGGGAUGCUCAUCGUCGGCCGAUUACUUCUGGGAUACGCUGUCGGCUUAAUCUCUUGCUUGGUUCCCCUGUAUGUGGCGGACUGUGCACCUGCUCGGUUUCGUGGAGCACUAGUGUCUAUGUACCAAUUUAAUGUUGGCAUUGGGCUCUUAUUGGGUGUCAUCGUAGAUAAUGCUACCAAGGACCGCAAUGACAGCGGCUCAUACCGAAUUCCCAUGGCAGUGCAGCUGAUUUUCCCAAUCGUGCUCGUUCCCGGUUUGGUCUUCUUAACGCCAGAGUCGCCCCGGUGGCUGUUGACAAAAGGACGAGUUGAAGAGGCCCGGGUUUCUUUACAACGGUUGCAUGGAAACAGACCGGAACUAAUUGAGGAGGACAUUGAGUAUAUUGUUAGGACUAUUGAGGAAGAGCAGCGCCAUGAUAGUUCCUGGCGUGAACUUCUGACAUGGGGACCCGAAGGCCGCAAGGCUUACAUCGGCAUGGCCCUUCAAGCAUGGCAACAAGCAUCCGGUAUCAAUUUUAUCACAGGCUACGGUAUUGUGUUUUUUAGCACAAUUGGAAUCACAAACUCCUUCCUGAUCCAAAUUGGCCUAUACCUUGUUGGUUUCCCAGCACUAUGGGCAAAUCAGUAUACAAUCGAGCGAUUCGGCCGCCGGCCUAUGCUUCUUCUAACUGUCUGUGUCCUGGUAGCAGUUCUUCUCAUUGUUGGCGGAUGCGGUAUGGCACCAACUAAAUCGCUUGCCCUGGACCGCACAAUCGUCGCCAUGGUGUUUGUUUUCAUAAUUGUUUUCAAUCUUUCACUCGGCCCAGCAGUCUGGGUAGUUACGUCGGAGAUUUCUACCGGCCAUAACCGCAAUAAACUUAUGGCUUCCUCCACCGCUGCAAAUUGGUUCUGCAGCUGGCUUGUUACUUUCACAUUCCCGUACUUAUUCAAUAGUGACGGGGCAAAUCUUGGUGCUCGAGUUGGUUUCAUUUAUGCUGGCUUGAUGGCUGCUGCGGCGGUGUGGAUCUUUGUCUUCCUGCCUGAGACAUCUGGGCGCUCUCUGGAGGAGAUUCAAGCACUUUUUGCUGGCCAUGUGCCCGCACGUAAAUUCAAAUCAUAUGUUAUCCCUGGAGCAGUUCAAUCAGCCGACAUGGAGGACGAGAAGACAAGUCAGGUUGUUCAAGUAGAGCAACCAUGA
Messenger RNA from Talaromyces marneffei, 1533 nucleotides. RefSeq lists its product as uncharacterized. Gene Ontology annotation, cellular component: membrane. The record is from RefSeq and is a predicted model, not a curated record. Gene Ontology annotation, molecular function: carbohydrate:proton symporter activity. The coding region runs from base 1 to 1533 and encodes 510 amino acids. The transcript is spliced from 5 exons. Lineage: Eukaryota; Fungi; Ascomycota; Eurotiomycetes; Eurotiales; Trichocomaceae. Gene Ontology annotation, biological process: transmembrane transport; carbohydrate transport.